Molecule: messenger RNA, 2638 nt
Organism: Chara braunii
Lineage: Eukaryota; Viridiplantae; Streptophyta; Charophyceae; Charales; Characeae
Source: the annotation of a GenBank genome assembly
GCGGGCCGGGCCUCGACCACCGUAGGCGAAAGGCGGGGGCAGGCUGCAGGGCGAUGUGCGUGGCGGUACUUUGUCGUCGCACAUGUCUUUGCACUUCAAUCUGCAGUGUUUGUGCUGGAAAUCGAAGGAGAAAGGGUCUGUGUGUGUGGGGGGGGCGGGGGGGGUGGCGUUGAUGCAUCCAUAAACUGUCGCCUAAAGGUGGCUGAGCUUGCUAGGCUAGCUGACUAGUGGGCUAGCUACUGAGCUGGCUCGCUGGUGAGCUUGCUAGCUGGCUCGCUGGUGAGCUGGCUGGCUGGCAGCGCAAAUGUAUCGCAUCGGUGGCCUGAUGCGAUGCAUGCGCACACGUGGACACGUAACAUGUGGAUGUGUCCUGCCGGUGGUCGCAACUCAAAGGGCGCUUCCAUAUGGCGCCGCUGCUUCCAGAAAGUCGACAACUCCGCGGCAUCUGCUUUUGGGCAAACGUAAUUUCAGCAGCGAAGGCUCCAAGUCUGCGAAUAACUCGAGUGCCAAUGAAGUGCCGGGUCACAAUCGAUGGCUAAGCACGCCACGUGUGGCCCUUGCUUCUGCAGUGCUUGGUGCAGCAGGGGUGGCAUGGAUUUCAGGCAGAGGUGGUAAGGAGGACACAACCAGUAGCCCUCCUAAACCCUCGGUGGAAGCGUCGAUUGCGGCUUUUCCAGCUGAACCCUUGGAGAGGACGGCGACAACGUCGUCUCAUGAUGAUGAUGGCGAGUCCGCCUCCUCAGAGCUACCCCAUACACCCACUGAUGAUGAUGGCGAGUCCGCCUCCUCAGAGCUACCCCAUACACCCACAGAGAGUAAAAGUCGGCUAUCUGUUUCCAGCGACGUUGAUGAAACAUCUGCCAAGGAGGACGAACCUGUAGUUGCUACUGAGCCUGUUGCUACUGAGCCUGAUGCAAAUGAGGAGGAAGAGGAAGGGGCCAAGUUAACCAGCACCACAGAUGAGACUCCGCUCCCGCAAGGGGAAGGCGAUAACAGCAGAGGGGAGAGUGAUGCUAAGGGAGCUGAUGCGAACGACCAAGAAGAGUUGGUUGUCGAUGUCGGCAGUGGAGAGGGGGUUGAGGGUGACGAGGGCAGUGCGAAGGGCAGCGUGAAAGUUGACGCCAGGAGUAUCUCUGAGCAAUCUGAAGGUAGGAAUCUGAGUGACGGGAGCGACCAGAUUCAAGGGGAUGAUCGUACCGCGAGGAGUGAAGAGGAAGCCCUCGGAGAAAGCAGUGGAGCAUCAGAAGGCAAGCAGUCGGAGGAGACCGGCAGCGCGCAGAGUAAGGAGGAGGAGGAGGAGGAGGAAUGUGGCUUUUGUGUGUUUCUUAAGGCAGGUCCCUGCGGCACUGAGUUUGAAGAAUGGCAGAAAUGUGUGGACGACACACAAAAGCAAGGGAAAGACAUAGUUAUGGAAUGUCUAGAAAAGACGCGCGUUCUGAAAGAGUGUAUGGAGUCACAUGUGGAGUAUUAUGGAGAGAUCCUUGCUCUCGAAAAGAAUGACGAGGCCCAGGAAAAAGAUAGCAGCAAGCAAAGUGAACAAAGUGAGGUGCAGGAUGACGAUAGCAGCCGGCAAAGCGAACAAAGUGAGCAGGCGGGGGGGAGGUUCAGUGAGGAGAAAGCACCGAGCUCAGCUGCAGAACCAGAAGGGAAAGCUGGCGACGAAGAGGGAGAUGACACAAUCAGGAAAGAAAACAAGGGCGGCGAUGCAGAGAGAGAUGACAAGGGUGCUGUUGGAGAAGGGGCAGGCACAGAAGGGGCGUCGGGUGGGAGGGCAAUUGAGGAGGAGACUGAAAAAACGGAGAAACUGCCCGAGGAGGCCGAUAGUGAUAAGGACGGUGAAAGCUCUGCGAAAGGAGACGGUGGUGAUGAUACAGAGACUGGAGCUGGGGGCAUGUCAACCGUGCGUUGUGUUGGAGACAAGUGUGAGUUUGUCCGAAGGAGGGUGUUGAGGAAGAAAAGCGCGGUUGAUGCUAGUAGCAUUGCUGCAAAUUCCUCGACUGACGAAGGCAUUGGGAAAGUGCCAGUGGAGGAAGCGAGUAAGGAUUAAGCAGAUCCAUUGAGGAAGACGUGUUUGUUUUGGACUUUCUUUUGGGGGUGUGCGGAGAGAGAGAGAGAGAGAGAGAGAGAGAGAGAGAGAGAGAGAGAGAGAGAGAGAGAGAGAGAGAGAGAGAGGACCAAGGUAUUGUGCUACCUUUCGUGUUGAACCGUUUCAGCGGCCAAUAGUGAAGUCUUUGGAAUUGUCCAGACCCCACACACGGGAUCGUACGGCCUUAUGGUUGGACGUGCCUUGUGCUGGGUGUCAAAUGAUGCUAAGUUGCAGAUAUCGUUUUGCGGCAAGUGACAUAUGUUUUAUAGAUAAAUGCACGAACGUGCAGGCAUUCAGGGGAGGGUGGGAGGUGGUAGGAUGAAAAAAGAGAGAGAGAGAGAGAGAGAGAGAGAGAGAGAGAGAGAGAGAGAGAGAGAGAGAGAGAGAGAGAGAGAGAGAAUCUAGGUAUUGUGCGACCUUCCGUGUUGAGCUUAGUGGAUCAUAUGGCCUCAUGUUUCAACGUGGCAUGUGCCCGGUGUCAAAUGAUCUGAGGUUGCAGAGAUUGAUUUGCGGCGAGUGACGUAGGUUUAUAGAUAAAUUCACGAACGUGUA